UCUUACCAUGGACAAUGAAUCUUUUGGCAAAAAUCAAUCAUUUAUGAAAAGACUUACGAAUGGUCACCCUAUGACGGAAGGCGUUCGAUGGACGGAAAAAUAUGCAGACAGAAUUGAACAUGUUUUUUCAAAAACUCCAAAAUUCGUUACAAGUUUGUUAGCUACAUUGGCAGUCUUCGUUUUUGGUACAUCAAUACAAGGUGAAUGGAUACUAAUCUUGGUUCACUUUUUAAAACAAAUGACCCAUAUUGAGCGCAACAGCUCAGAAAACAUAAAUCACACGUUAGAAAAUAUUUUCGAUGACCACAAAACCAUGGAACAAAAAUUUGUCUUCGAUCAAUGGAUCUAUUUCGUUACUUGGGCUGCUUUCGGAUCAUACUUUAUUUAUUUCGCGGUUGGAGGCUUUUUGCACUGGUAUUUCUAUGUACGCCAACGCAGCACACCGCAUGAGUGGAAAUGCCAGCCAGAUAAAUUUUUAUCUGCUGAGCUUGAAAAACACGAAAUUAUAGUAGGAAGCAUUUCACUGUUUUGCGUGAGCAUUUUGACCGGUUCAUUUGCAUGUUACAUUUACAAUGGUGGUUCGUUACAAUGGGUCUAUUAUUCUCCAAGUGAAUACGGGUGGUGGUGGUUUUUCUUACAAGUUCCUGUUAUUUUUAUUUAUCAGGAUUACGCAACGUACCUAACGCAUCGUUUCUACCACAUUCCUUUUUUUUAUAAGCAUUUUCAUAAGUUGCAUCACACAUACAAACAACCGACUGCAUUCUCUGUAACUGCAAUUCACCCGGUCGAGAUAGUUCAAGUUCAAUUGACGAUGGCAGUUCCACUAUUUGUUAUGCCUGUACACUGGCUGAUGUUUUAUACGGUCGUUUUAUACACGUAUUACCAUGCCAUUUUGGAUCACUCUGGAAUAACAUUUAAGGCGCAGUGGUGGCAACCAUGGCAACCUGAUGCCAUAUUUCAUGAUAAUCAUCACCAGUAUACUCAUGUUAACUUCGGAUUUAAUAUUUAUUUAUGGGAUGUGUUGCAUGAUACAUAUCGCCGAAAGGAUAGAGUAUACAAUGAGGAUAUCUUCUAUGGAAAAGGUUUGGCAUUAGACGAGGUACCUAAAAACGUUUUGUUAAAUGAUAUCGCUGAAAGAAAGUCCGAAAAUCCACUAGCUUAUCCGGAUAAUGUAAAUGUAAACGAAUUAAGUUUAAAUGACAUUUCUGUUAAAUCUAAACAGAAACUUAUCAAAAAAGAAACAAAUAAAAAGAAGUAGGAUAAGACAAUUUUUGUUUAAUUUAAGCAACAAAAUAAUUUUUUUAAAUGUAACUAACACAAAAUAAAUAA
This is a messenger RNA of Bradysia coprophila, 1329 nucleotides long. Its product is annotated as lathosterol oxidase-like. NCBI's taxonomy places the organism in Eukaryota, Metazoa, Arthropoda, Insecta, Diptera, Sciaridae. Gene Ontology annotation, molecular function: iron ion binding; oxidoreductase activity. The record is from RefSeq and is a predicted model, not a curated record. Gene Ontology annotation, biological process: lipid biosynthetic process.